Messenger RNA from Drosophila teissieri, 6561 nucleotides. RefSeq names its product myosin-VIIa. The transcript is spliced from 10 exons. The coding region runs from base 187 to 6561 and encodes 2124 amino acids. The record is from RefSeq and is a predicted model, not a curated record. NCBI's taxonomy places the organism in Eukaryota, Metazoa, Arthropoda, Insecta, Diptera, Drosophilidae. Gene Ontology annotation, molecular function: cytoskeletal motor activity; protein binding; ATP binding. Gene Ontology annotation, cellular component: cytoskeleton; myosin complex.
AAGCAGAGCCCAGACGUUUGCGAGACUCCGAACCGAACAGAACUACAGAAAACUUCGAUUAAAAACGGCUGUGGCAACAGAACCGAAAUCUUUGCGCAAAUAUUUGCCAAUUAAGAACCGUCGACGGCGCGUGUGUCUGUGUAGUGGGGUGAAGUGAAAUUGGCCAGGCCAAAAAGCAAGCGAGCCAUGUCCGAGUUUGUGCGGCAACAUGGCGAGUAUGUGUGGGUGAAGCCGCAGAAUACCACCAGCGAAUUCGCAGUGCCCUUUGGGGCUCGCAUUGUGCGAACGGAGAAAACGCAGACCCUGGUUUGCGAUGAUCGGAACAAACAGUUCUGGGUGCCGGCAGGGGAUGUCCUGAAGGCCAUGCACAUCACCUCCCAGGAGGAUGUGGAGGACAUGAUCACCUUGGGCGACUUGCAGGAGUACACUAUACUGAGGAACCUGCAGAACCGAUAUGCCAAGCAGUUAAUUUAUACCUACACAGGCUCCAUGCUGGUGGCCAUCAAUCCCUACCAGAUUCUGCCCAUCUACACGAACCGCGAGAUACAGCUGUACCGAAACAAGUCCCUAGCUGAACUGCCUCCUCACAUUUUCGCCAUCAGUGACAAUGCCUUUCAGAGACUGCAACGACUCAAGGAGAACCAGUGUGUGGUGAUCAGCGGGGAGUCGGGUGCCGGCAAGACGGAGAGCACCAAGCUGAUCCUUCAGUACCUGGCCGCAAUCAGUGGCAAACACUCGUGGAUCGAGCAGCAGAUCAUAGAGGCCAAUCCCAUUAUGGAGGCCUUCGGCAAUGCCAAGACUGUGCGCAAUGACAACUCGUCGAGGUUCGGAAAGUACAUCGAGAUUAGAUUCACGCCGCAGGGCGCUAUUCAGGGAGCUAGAAUACAGCAGUAUCUGCUGGAAAAAUCCCGAAUUGUUUUCCAGAGUCGCGAUGAACGCAACUAUCACAUUUUCUACUGCAUGCUGGCGGGACUUUCCGCUCCCGAGAGAGAGCGCCUAAAGCUGCAGGAGCAAUCGCCGAGUCAGUACCAUUACUUGGCCCAAGGAGGAUGCUUCACUUUGCCCGGCAGAGGAGAUGCCAAGGAUUUUGCCGACAUCCGAGCGGCCAUGAAGGUGCUCUCAUUUAAGCCGGAGGAAGUGUGGAGCAUUCUUAGCUUAUUGGCGGCUAUUUUGCACCUGGGAAACCUGAGAUUCACGGCCACCGAGGUGGCCAAUCUGGCAACGGCUGAGAUAGACGACACACCGAAUCUACAGAGAGUGGCUCAACUACUGGGAAUACCCAUAUCUUCUCUUAACGCUGCCCUUACGCAAAGAACGAUCUUUGUGCAUGGUGAGCACGUGACCACCAGUUUGUCCAAGGAAGCGGCUAUUGAAGGUCGCGAUGCUUUUGUCAAGUCAUUGUACGAUGGCAUUUUUGUGCGCAUUGUGCGAAGAAUCAAUGAGACCAUAAACAAGCAAGUGGAUCAGCCCAUGAAUAGCAUAGGUGUCCUUGACAUCUUCGGGUUCGAGAACUUCGACAAUAACAGCUUUGAGCAGCUGUGCAUCAACUAUGCCAACGAAAAUCUACAGCAAUUUUUCGUGGGACACAUCUUCAAGAUGGAGCAGGAUGAGUACCAGAACGAGCAUAUCAACUGGCAGCACAUCGAGUUCCAGGACAAUCAGCAGAUCCUGGAUCUGAUUGGCAUGAAACCCAUGAACCUAAUGUCCCUCAUCGACGAGGAGUCCAAGUUUCCCAAGGGCACUGAUCAAACUCUGCUCGAAAAACUCCACGUUCAGCAUGGUAAUCGCUCCAUUUACGUGAAAGGAAAAACCACCCAAACGUCUCUGUUUGGAAUCCGUCAUUAUGCCGGCGUGGUGAUGUACAAUCCAUUGGGCUUCCUCGAAAAGAACAGGGAUUCGUUCAGCGGAGAUCUAAGGACUCUGGUUCAGCGAUCUGCGAACAAGUAUCUGGUGGACAUAUUCCCCCAGGAAAUGCCCAUGGACACGGCCAAGAAGCAGCCCACUUUGUGCGUGAAGUUCAGGAACUCGCUGGACAUGCUGAUGCGCACUUUGUCGCAGGCACAUCCCUACUUUAUCCGUUGCAUCAAGCCCAAUGAAUACAAGGAGCCAAAGAACUUUGACAAGGAGCUGUGUGUGCGCCAGUUGCGCUACUCGGGAAUGAUGGAGACGGCUCGCAUUCGAAGGGCGGGCUACCCGAUCCGCCACGCCUACCGCGCCUUCGUGGAGAGGUACCGCCUCCUGGUGCCGCCGGUGGGUCCUUUGGAGAAGUGCGACUGCCAGAAGGUGGCGCGGCAGAUCUGUGAGGUUGCCCUACCUGCUGACUCCGAUCGCCAGUAUGGAAAGACAAAGCUGUUCCUGCGGGACGAGGACGACGCCAGUCUGGAGCUGCAGCGGUCCCAGGUGAUGCUCAAGAGCAUUGUGACCAUUCAGCGAGGUAUCAGACGGGUCUUGUUCCGACGUUAUCUGAAGAGAUACCGCGAGGCCAUUAUUACGGUUCAGAGGUAUUGGCGGGGUCGACUGCAGCGGCGUAAGUACCUGGUAAUGCGGCAGGGAUUCCAUCGCCUGGGAGCCUGUAUAGCGGCCCAGCAGUUGACCACCAAGUUCACGAUGGUCAGAUGUCGAACCAUUAAGCUGCAGGCCUUGAGUCGGGGCUAUCUGGUGCGCAAGGACUUCCAGGAAAAGUUGCUGGAGGGGCGAAAGCAGCAGCAGCUGAAGAAGGAGGAGUUACUCAAGUUGGCCAAGCUGAAGGAAGCAGAGGAACUGCUGAGACUGCAGCAACUAAAGGAACAGAAGGAGCAGAAGGAGAAGGAACAACGAGAACAGCAGGAGAAACGAUUGCAGGAGGAGCAGAGGCUGAAGGCCGAGGCGGCCGCCCGAAACGCCUUGGCCAUGGCUGCAGUGCAGCAGAAGAGGAGAUCUAGGCCCUUGAAGCCAGAGGCUCCCAAGGCUCCAACCCUCCAGGCCCGCAACUCCCUGCCACCACCACCCACCACACUGAUAGUAGCUGCCCCACUGCCCACUCGACCGGCCAGUGCCGCCACCAGAAUUAACACCAUACCCGAGAGUCCUGGCACCAUUGAUGUGGAGUCCUCCAAGCAAAUGGUGGACGAUGUGUUCCGCUUCCUGAACGACGAACCCGAUGCAGCCUUGAGAAAACUGAACAACCUCUCUUCUGGAGAUACCAUACGCCUACCCAAAUCAGUGCCGAGUAACAUUGACACCUCGGACUUUAGUUACUUGAAAUAUGCGGCGACUUACUUCGGUGGUGGCGCCACUGCGCAGCAUGAAAGAAAACCUCUGAAGGAAUCUUUGCUUAAGCAUGAACAUCCUCUGGAUGAGAUGGCCUCGAAGGCCAUUUGGUUGACUAUACUCCGCUUCAUGGGCGACUUGCCGGAUGUUGUUUCCUCAUCUCCACUUCACUCAUCCGACAAUGAAAGCCUAAUGAGUGAUUUGGCAAGCCUCUUGAACACCUCUGAUUCUUAUAAGCCCCGCUUAUUUGUGCGUCAAUCCCAAAGACGUAACCUAAAGCCUUUGGUUAAUGGCGAAAAGGAAGCCCAGGAAUUCUAUCAACACUGGCUCAACAUUCCCACAAGCCACCUGGAGAAACUCCAAUUCAUCAUAGGCCACGGCAUAAUAAAGAACAACUUACGCGACGAAAUCCUGGCCCAGAUCUGCAAGCAGCUAUAUCUAAACCCAAGUCGGAGCUCCUACUCCCGCGGAUGGUUGCUCCUUUCCCUCUGCCUCAGCUGCUUUCCACCCAGCCAAGAGUUUGAGCCACACCUGCGCAGCUUCAUGAAGCAGGGAACUGCCCAACUGCAGGCCACUCCUUCCCUGCAGCGCUUGGAGAGAACUCUGGUGAAUGGACCACGCUGUCAGCCACCCUCCUUGUUCGAGCUCCACGCAAUCCGCGGCCGCCAGCCGCUGAAGUUGGACAUUCACCUGAUGGAUGGACAGCAGAGGAGACUGCAGGUGGAUGCGGCCAGUACAGCCCGAGAGGCAGUGCAUCAACUUUGUCAGGGCAUGGGACUAACCGAUACAUUUGGCUUUGGCUUGGUGAUGUCAUUGAAUGGCAAGCUAAUGCCGCUGGGAGCUGGUCAGGAACAUGUGCUAGACGCCAUUUCGGAGUGCGAGCAACGCCAGCUGGAUGCACCUUGGAAACUGUACCUGCGGAAGGAAAUGUUUGCCACUUGGUAUGAUCCCUCGCUGGACCCCAAGGCCACCCAACUUAUAUACAAGCAAGUUCUAAACGGGUUGAAGUGCGGAGAGUAUCGCUGUCGCUCCGAGAAGGACAUAGCAAUGGUGUGCGCUCUGGCCUGCUUUGUGGAGCAUGGACCCGGGGAGAUCCUUCGAUUAAAGCCAUCGGAGAUCACAGCUUUUGUCCCAAGCGAUCUUCUAGCGCCCGGCGAGCGAGCCAUUGAGAACUGGAGUCGCCUAAUAGCUGUCACCUACGAGAAGAGCUCCUAUGUCAAGGAAGAACAGAAGGACCUGCUUUUGGAGGCCCAAAAGAGAGCCAAGGAGGACAUAUGUCUCUUUGCUCAUCUCUCUUGGCCCAUGAGGCACUCGCGACUGUUUGAAGUGGUUCGCAAAGAGGGACCGAAACUCCAGAGCGAUGACCUCAUGCUGGGCAUCAACUCCACUGGCCUUUUCCUCAUCGACGAAACCGAACAGGUGCUGGCUUCCUGCUGCUUCAGCGAGGUGCUGAAAGUGCACGUGGAAUCUACUGAUAAACUGCAUGUUAUGACCUUUCAACACGUCAAUUUUGUGCUGCAGUGCAGCACAGCUCAGGAUGCCAACGAGGUGAUCAACUACAUGCUGGAUAAUCUCCGCCAGCGUUCAAGCUACGGAGUAGCUCUUGAUCAGGUCGUGGAGGGGGAUCUAGAGGAUUGUCUAGUGCUUUCCCCCGGCGACCUUAUCGAAUUCGAGGCAGGUGUAACCGGUGCCCAGUUGAUGGCUGGCAAUGCACAAGACUGCUACAGGGGAUGUGUCAAUGGUCAGUGGGGUCAGUUUGCUGCCGGGAAUGUUCGCGUUUUGGCCACCCUCUCCAAGCCGAGUGAGAAACUCGAAGAUAUCCUCCGGGAGGGUCGCUUCGAAGAGCCCCCGAAGCCAACACCAAGAGCCAAUUACUCUCGUCGUCGCCAACACAACAUCUCUCAGCUGGCUGAGAGCCAGUUCAGGGAGCCAUUGGACUCCGAUAAGGCUUCUCUAUCAAAGUUUUCGCCUGAGCCACUGAAGGCCCCUCUGCUCAAGACGGUUGCUAAGGUGCCGCCACUUUUCCAGCAGGCAUUGGUAAUGCAUCACCAUAUUCUUAAGUACAUGGGCGACAUAGCAAGGAGCAAUCUGCCGGUCAACACGGACCUCAUCUUCCAGCCAGCGCUGCAGCAUCCGCUGCUUUGUGACGAGCUCUACUGCCAGCUGAUGAAGCAGCUGAGCGACAAUCCCUCCAGUGAAAGCGAGAAGCGGGGCUGGGACCUGCUUUACCUGGUCACCGGCCUGGUGGCUCCCAGUGUCCUGAUCAUGAGGGAGCUCAUCAUCCUACUGCGCAUGCGUGCUGACGCCCUCGCCGAUGCCUGUCUGAAGCGGCUGAAGCGAUCCUUGGCACAGGGCCAGCGAAAGCAGGCUCCACAUCUCAUUGAGGUGGAGGGAAUUCAACAGCGCUGCCUGCACAUCUACCACAAGAUAUAUUUCCCCGACGACACAGUUGAGGCUUUCGAGAUUGAGUCACACACCCGGGGAGCAGAGCUCAUAGCGGACAUAGCCCAGAGAUUGGAGCUUAAAUCACCUGUUGGCUAUAGUAUUUUUUUGAAGACAGGCGAAAGGGUUUAUGCAAUGCCGGAAGAGGAGUUUGUUUUCGAUUUCAUCACUCAACUCAUCUACUGGCUCAGGCAGCAGAAGACCAUUCGCUCCAUAUCCGAUGGUCACUACCAACUGCACUUUAUGCGGAAGUUGUGGUUAAACAACCAUCCAGGCGAGGACCUCAAUGGAGAUGUGAUCUUCAGCUAUCCCCAAGAGCUGCACAAAUACUUGAAGGGCUACUAUCCCAUCGACUGCGAGCAGGCCUCGCGUCUGGCAGUUCUAGUGUACAGUGCAGAUCAUGACGUUAGCUUGCAGCGGCUGCCCGAGGUGCUGCCACGUUUAGUUCCCGAAGACCUUAUACCGCUGCAAACGGUGGCCGAAUGGAGGCAACAGAUCCUGCCAAAGAUCCACCGCGAUCAUUUGACUGAGGACCACGCUAAGCUGCUGUUCCUCCAAGAGCUCUCCCAUUUCGCUUGCUUCGGUUCCACGUUCUUUGUGGUGAAGCAGCAAAAUGACGACGCCCUUCCGGAAUCGCUUUUAAUCGCCAUCAACAGCACCGGUUUCCAUCUGCUGGAUCCGCCGACUAAGGAGAUCCUUCGCAGCUAUGAAUACGCCCAGUUGGGAAUUUGGAGCUCGGGCAAGAACCACUUCCACAUCCGGUUCGGUAACAUGAUCGGAGCCGCGAAGCUGCUGUGCAGCACCACCCAAGGAUACAAAAUGGACGAUCUGCUGGCCUCAUAUGUGAGGUAUUUUAAUCAACACGAAUAA